Heterobasidion irregulare TC 32-1 is the source of this 2877-nucleotide messenger RNA. RefSeq lists its product as uncharacterized. The transcript has 14 exons. Bases 1 to 2787 code for a protein of 928 amino acids. Lineage: Eukaryota; Fungi; Basidiomycota; Agaricomycetes; Russulales; Bondarzewiaceae. The record is from RefSeq and is a predicted model, not a curated record. Gene Ontology annotation, molecular function: hydrolase activity, acting on carbon-nitrogen (but not peptide) bonds.
AUGAAUGUGGAACAGAUCCUUGCUCACUGUGCCAAGCUGAAGAUGAUGCCAGAUCCACCAGAUAACUUCAGUGAUCGGGAAGAGUCGGACCGGUGGGAGCACCGGACGAACGCCACGCUCAUUCGAAAUGCGACGGUUUGGACUGGAGCGUGGAACGGAGAAGAAGUUAUUCGCGGGGAUGUGUUAUUUGAUCGGGGGGUUGUCAAAAUUGUCGGUCAUGUCCCCGAAAAGCUACUCAGAAGAGUUGGGAGAUUGACGGUUGUGGAAGCGCAUGAGGCUUGGGUCACACCGGGACUGGUUGAUCUCCAUUCGCACAUUGGAAUAUUUAGCUGGCCCUCUUUUUCUGGGGCAUCCGACUUGAAUUCGGUCAAGGGCCCUAUCCUUCCUUGGCUCCGGAGCAUCGAUUCUCUCAAUACGCAUGAUGAAAGCGUACGGCUGUUCAUCGCAGGCGGCGUGACAUCUGCCCAAGUAUUGCCAGGCAGCGCGAAUGCCAUUGGUGGUCAAUCAUUCAUGAUCAAGCUGCGUCCGACGGUGGAGCGCUCCCCUUCAUCUAUGAUAAUUGAGCCUCCAUAUACAUUGAAUGACACAGCAGUGGAACCGCAUGCUCGGUCACGUUGGCGUCACCUGAAACAAGCCGCGGGAGAAAAUUUAAUUGGUUAUGGUGGACGUAUGGACUCGAUGUGGUCCUUUCGUUCUGCGUACGAGCAAGCUCGCCAGAUUACGGUAGCGCAGGACGAAUAUUGCCGUCACGCAGAGGCAGGGCUCUGGGACGUUAUCCAGCAUAGCUUUUCCGAAAGUCUACAAUGGGAGACCCUUAUCGAUGUGCUUCGAGGACAUGUAAAGAUUGCCCAGCAUGCAUACGAGGCGACUGAUAUUGAUGCUAUAGUUCGAUUGGGGAACGAAUUCAGGUUUCACACUUCCUCUAUCCAUCAUGCUGCAGAGGCAUACCUUGUACCUGAUAUUCUGAAAAGAGCGUGGGGAGGCCCUCCCAUAGUCGCACUUUCCGGAAAUAAUUACGGGUAUAAACGUGGAUCCUACCGCGGCUCUGUCUUUGCACCCCGCAUCCUCGCGGACAAUGGGAUACCUGUUGUAAUGAAGACCGAUCACCCUGCGCUCAACGGCCGGUAUUUGCUUUACGAAGCCCAACAAGCAUAUUACUACGGCCUAUCUGCACCCCUCGCCCUAGCGUCGGUCACAUCCAUUCCGGCUUCCGCUGCGGGCCUCGCUCACCGCAUUGGCGUCCUACGCACGGGCGCCGACGCCGACGCCGUUCUUUGGGACUCCCAUCCUCUGCGUUUCGGUGCAACGCCAGAACGGGUAUGGAUCGACGGCGCGCUGCAAAUACCAGCCGCCGGAGACCCGGUAGAUAUAGAAAAUGGAAAGAAGGGCCGAGAGUGGAAUGAAGCCCCGGAGGUGCCAGAUUGGACAGAGGAGAGGAAGCAGGCGAUCGAGUGGGAAGGAUUGCCGCCUCUCGAAGUUGAAGGUGCUACGACGUCGGCGAGGGUCGUGCUGAGGAAUGUUUCAGAGAUAGUGAGCGUGGUGAGUGGAGAGCAUGCUGAGCCUCAUGGGGUCGAGGUACGGUGGGAUUCGUCCGUGAACGGAAGUGGAGGAACCGUCGUUUUGGAGUCCGGCAAGGUCAUCUGUGUGGGUGAGUGUGCCCCUCUGGUGAACACAAACACGGUUGCACGUAGCAUCGACUUGCACGGGGGGUGCCUUGCGCCCGCUCUCAUCACAUUUGGCUCGCCUCUCGGUCUCGAGGAAAUUCAGUAUGAACGAAGCACGGGCGAUGGGUUGCCGCAAGACACUAUGUUCAGAGCUUCCUCGCGACUUUUGGGAAACACAAUUCUCCGCGCCGCUGAUGCGCUCCAGUUCCGAACACGGAAUGCUCUCCGCGCGCACCGUGCAGGCGUCACCAUUGCCACAGCUGCCACGCACACCACAUUUGGGGAUUGGAUUUUCGCUGGCCUUUCUACCACCUUCCGCACUGGUGCGAAACAUGCGCUCGCACGGGGAGCGUUUAUCCAGCCCGUAUCUGCUCUGCACUAUGCCGUCCACCCGCUGAAUGCGAUUGCAUCCGGCUUGCCUUCGAUCGGCGUGACGUCUCCGCCGAGUGUAAGCGAGCGGAUCACGGCGCUUCGGCGGCUGCUUUUAAGGACCCGUGUCUCCGAUACGGGGAAAGAAGAGCUAGGGUAUUGGUUCUCACAGGCAGCAGAGGGCCAGAUCCCGCUCGUUGUUGAUGUCAGUGGCUCAGACGAGAUGAUGACGCUGAUCGCCUUGAAGAAAGAAAUCGAGGAGGUAAGGAAGAGUACCAUGAAAAUGGUAUUUGUGGGUGCAGAGGAGGCACAUUUAUUAGCGAAAGAGAUCGGCGAGGUGAGAAUAGGUGUCAUCCUAGCGCCCCCGCGCCCAGCGCCUACGACGUGGGACAGGCGACAGAUACUGCCCGGUCCUCCGCUAACGAACGACACAGCCCUUGUGAAGCUUCUGAGACACGGCGUCGUCGUCGGACUCGGUAACACCGAAGCAAGCGCGGCGAUACAUACGCGUUUUGAUCUUGCUUGGGCCAUGGCUGAGUCUGGAGGACGCAUUACAAAAGAGGACGCGAUUGCGCUUGCGAGCGUGAAUCUUGAGCAACUCCUCGGGAUAGUCGACGUACGGACGGGGAAUCAGCGAGAAGACAACGCUGCCCAGCGCGAUAUAGUCGCAUAUACAGGUGGAUGCGUGCUGGAUAUGGCAGCUAAGGUCGCAGCCGUGGUUUCGCCGGCGAGAGGAGUCGUAGAUGUGGUGUGAACGCUUUCGGACGUACGAAGAACUGUUGUAGGGAUACUAUUACAGAUUGCACAGACUGCUAACUAUUUAAUAAGACAUUUGUAACCUCUC